Dentiscutata erythropus is the source of this 4367-nucleotide messenger RNA. Lineage: Eukaryota; Fungi; Glomeromycota; Glomeromycetes; Diversisporales; Gigasporaceae. The record is from the annotation of a GenBank genome assembly.
AAGCUCGUUUAAUCAACGGUAGUGACAACAAUGCUAUAAAUCCAAUCGCUGGAACUCCACAUCAACCUUUUUUGAGGGCCAUUAGUUCACUGAAUUUCAAUCAAAAUUCUUCUCCCGUUACGUCGCCUACCGAUUUUCUUGGUUUAAAACCGAGUGGUCCAACAACUAUUAAAUGCACUGAUAGCUUACCUGCAGGGCUAUAUCCUAUGCCAAGAUGUAUAUCAAAUGUGAUCUGUAAAUAUAAUACCCCACUUUAUGAUGUUAACGCAUUGUCAAGUUAUCGUUCAUUCAGGCGGACUAGCCAUUUCGCUACUUUCUUUGGUCAAUAUAUUUCAUUUGAUAUUGCGUCUUCAAAGAACACAAAUCCAACAUAUCCAAUUUUCUUACCAGCAGAUGAUCCGUUUUAUAAUCCGAAUUCAAAUUCCACUAUAUCUCCAUACCAACUUAAUGUACCCUUUUUACCAGCUAAUCGAUCUGAGGGUAAUAAUGACACUAAUCCAGAAACACGAAAUCCCCUUCUUAGUGGAAUAAAUUAUGUCACUCCUUUUCUUGAUUUAAAUAAUAUUUAUGGUAUUAGUGAUCAGGACGCGUUAAAUAGGCUUCGCAAUACAUCUGCUAACAAAGGAAAAUUGAAGACGUAUAUUAUUAAUGGCCAAGAAUUUCCUCCAAAAAGUGCAUCAGAUGGUUCAUUUAUUUGGGGUACUAUUGAACGUGCAUUUAAUAUAUUUACUUUGGCUAUUCAGACAAUUUGGAUACGCGAACAUAAUCGAUUAUGUGAUGAAUUGUACCAAAAAUAUGGUAGUUCUUGGACUGAUGAGCAGUAUUUUCAGGAAGCUAGACGUUGGGUUACUGCUUUCUAUCAAAAAGCUGUUGCUGAAGAAUAUUUUGGUGCUGUUCUUGGCCGUCCUUUACCGGCCUACCAAAAUUAUAAUCCCGAUAUUACGCCAGGAGUUGACACAUACUUUUCAACUGUUACAUUUCGAUACGGCCAUAGUGAAUUAAGUGAUUUUUACCGAAUUCAAGAUGAAUAUGGAGACACUCUUUAUGACUUAUCUUUGCAAGAUAUUACAAAUCUAACACUUUUGGAGGAACUUGGUUUAGAAAGAGUGCUUUGGUCUAUGAUUCUUCAACGCCAGGAAGAAGUUGAUGUUUUUUUAGCGGAUGCGACCAAAAAAGUUAUUAAUUUUAAUAAUAAUACUUAUGAUCUAGCAUCUAUUGAUGUCUUAAGGAGUAGGGAUCGUGGAAUUCCUUUAUAUAAUGUGGUUAGACAAUAUUUUGGCUUUCCAAAAGCUCAGUCGUUUGCUAACAUUUCUAAAAAUCCUAUCAUUCAAGAAAAUUUGGCUAAAAUAUAUCCAAAUGGAGUUGAAACAGUAGAGGCGUGGGUUGGCGUGAUGAGUGAAGAUCAUUUAGAUGGUUCAAAUUUUGGCAUGGUUAUGAAUGCGAAUUCUGAUAGUUUUUGGUUCGAAAAACCUGAAAUGUUCACUUCUGAUGAACGACUUAUUAUACGAAAUACAACACUCAGAGAUAUCAUCAUUCGUAACAUCAACAAUAGUGUAUAUUUCCCACAAAAUCUUUGGUCUGUUCAACCUAAAAUGACACUUAACAGUAGUGAAGAUAGUAAUUAUCCAACAAGGAUUGGCAGUUGGUCUCAAUAUAAUGUGAACUAUAGGAUUGAUUUAACAUAUGUGUAUUUCAAGGUUCAACUUCAAACUUCUGAUGGCAACGGCUGGUUUGGAAUGGGGUUUAGUCCUGAUGAUGACGGAAUGAAAGGAGCUGAAUUUAUCAUUGGCAUUGUUACUGAUGGAAAUGUCACAUUGGGAAAUUACCACGCCGCUGUAGGUGGUUAUCAUCCUCCUCUUCGUGAUGAUAAUCAAGAUCCCACUCUUGUACCAAAGUUCUCUAUGUCUGAUACCAAAGCUGUGACUGUAGAGUUCCAAAGACUUCUCCGUCCGCCGGGAAAGAAACCAAUUACAAAUGGUGAUAUGAAAUAUAUCUUGGCUUAUAAUCCAAACAGCAACGCAUUCACAUAUCAUCAAAAUAAUCGCAUGUUGUUUCGAGUAAACUUUUUUGAUAGUGAAAUCAGUUCUGCAGCCUCAACCGAUCUUCAAAAGUUGAUUAGAUUAGUUCAUGGUUGUGGAAUGAUCUUUACGUGGUGCCUUUUAUUUCCAAUAUCAAUCUUAAUCGUUCGAUACUUGAAGCAUCAUAAUCUACAUCUUAAAGCUCAUCGAUUUUUACAAGUUGUGGGUGGUAUUUCGGCUUCAGCAUUUGGAGCUGCUGCUAUUUCUACAGUGAUGCAGACACAAACUCCACAUGCUUGGGCGGGGUUGGUGGUAUAUAUUUUGUCAUUUGCUGAAUUAGGCCUUGGUCUAGUCGCCAUGUGGGGACAAACAUCUGUGGUAUCAGUUAAUAAGGAAUUGAUACCUAUUGCCUUUCUUACGGCUAGUAAUGACUCUUUGGGGUGGAAAAUUGCUUACUGUUGUUGGAUAGCAUUAGUAAUUGCUAUAUUUUUAACUUUGGACCUUUGGUGGCGGCUUGAAGGAGCUUUUGAUCAAUUUUUCUGUAUUAAAUAUAAGCCCCUUGCCGAAAAAACAAUGGCACAUGCUCACAUUAAAUAUGAAGAUUAUGCUAAAUUACCCGAGUUUACUUGGGAAGAAAUUAAUGAACGAGUGCAGCGUGGGGCUUAUUUGGUCGUUUGCGAUGGACUUGUAGUAGACAUCCGCAAUUUUUAUAGUUCCCAUCCAGAUUUUUACAAAGCACACGCAGACAAAAUUGUUGAGGAUAUCGAGUCUUCAGAAGCUUUAUUGAUUCCAAAAGAUACAACUUCUAGAAAUUAUUAUUCAUCUGUGCUUGCAAAGCAUAUGGAUCAUCUUCGAGGAAGGUCAACACCUCGAGGAAGAUGGAGUAUUGCCAAAUUUAUUGAUAAUCUUAAUGUAAAAUACUACUCAAGAGAACCACUGGCACAACAUGCUCAUAGUAAAUUUGCCAUACAAAAAAUGGCAUCAAUGGUUAUAGGCAAGAUAAAUGAAAAAAUGAAUGAAAAGACACUUUUAAUUUCAGGAGAUGGAUCUUCGUACCAAAAAGUAGAAAGAAAAUCUGCUGAAAUCGACACAAAUAGUAUCAAAUUUCACCGUUAUAAACUUACAAGCAAAAAAAUGGUUAAUGCAAAUGUCAAAUACCCCGUAAUGUGUUUUACAUUUUCCAAAGUACAUCAAGACGAGAAAGAUGUUUACACUGGAAAAAUCCUGCCUGGACAUUACAUUCAGGUGAAAUCUACAGUAAAUGGCCAAAUUGUGAUUAGAAGUUACACUCCCUUGGAAGGUAGUUUAUCCAAGUCAUUCAUUAUUUACGUCAAAAUUUAUCCGAGGGGACUCUUUUCACAGUAUUUGAAUGAACAGCUGAUAGGAUACGAACUUCAAGCACGUGGUCCAUUCGAUGUUUGUGAUAGAGAUAGGUCAUAUUUACUAACAGAACCGUUAAGUUCAACAAUCAUUUUUUCACCCACAAAACUCGGUAACACUUAUACCAGACAUACUGGGGUGUUAUCUACAGCGAAGACGUCUCUAUUAAAUCCGGAUAGUCCGGAUGGUUGCUGGGACGAAUUAUAUAUGAUUGCUGGUGGUACCGGAAUAACACCAAUGCUACAGUUAAUCAAGUAUUAUUUGGAACAGUCAAUGAAAGAUACCAAUAAAUAUAAUAAUUAUGCUACACAUAGACGGAUGCACUUAUUAUUUGGAAACCGUAAAAUUGAAGAUGUUAUUGAUGGUGAAUUGCUCGAAGAUAUUGCGAUUUCAAGUCGAGGACAACUUACUGUAACGUAUUGCCUCUCAGAGCCGCCUUCAGAUUGGGGUGGUUUGCAAGGAAAAAUUGAUAAACAAACAAUACAAGAAUGGAUGAAUUUAAUGCGGAGUGUAUUCCUUUUAACACCUAGCAAGCCUCAGAUGAAGAUUCUUGCGAGUCAUUCUAUACGUCGUAAAGUAAAUGCGCAAAGCCAGAGUUCUUCACCAACGCUAGAGCUUCAAUCGCCAUAUAUACAGCCACAUUAUGAAGAAGCUUUAUCUCCAAUCUUGCAAUACAGGUCUGAAAGUACGUUACCUCUUUCGAUAGAAUCGAAAACUUCUAUCAUACAACCUGAUAGUCAAAAAUAUGAAGAGUGUAUAAUUGAUGCGGAAUCCAAUUUAAGGCCAGAAUUGUUGACAAAAAAAUCACGAUUACUCGCUAUUGAUCCAGAUUUAGCAAAUUCUGAAGAAAGCUAUGGUUUGUUACAAGGAAAAAUUAUUGUUAGUGGUCCAUCUGGUAUGCUAAGUACUGUUGAACAAGCUCUACUUGAGAUGGGAUUUAAUGAACAAAAUAUAAAUAUAUUGUACUAG